Molecule: messenger RNA, 1056 nt
Organism: Fusarium musae
Lineage: Eukaryota; Fungi; Ascomycota; Sordariomycetes; Hypocreales; Nectriaceae
Exons: 1
Coding region: 1-1056 (351 amino acids)
Biological process (GO): sulfate assimilation
Molecular function (GO): 3'(2'),5'-bisphosphate nucleotidase activity
Source: RefSeq, a predicted model, not a curated record
AUGAACAGUCCGUACGCCAAAGAACUCACCGUCGCUAUUGGCGCUUUGCAAAAAGCUGCUCAAUUGAGUCAAUCGAUUGUUUCCGACAAGGACAAAGGCGCAAUUGAGAAGGACGACUUGAGUCCCGUCACAGUCGCCGAUUUUGCAGUCCAGGCGCUCCUCACAGCGACGAUCAAGAAUGCGUUUCCACAGGACAAAGUCGUAGGAGAGGAAGAUGCUUCGGACUUGAGGCAGAAUUCUAUGUUGAUGGAAAGGGUCUGGCAGCUUUUGGAGGGUGUUGCCGGGGAUGAGGAUACAAUGUCACUGUGCAAGUUGCCUGAGAGCAGGGAGCAGAUGUGUGACCUUAUUGAUGAGUGUGGAGCUAGUAGCCCGUCUGCCACUGGGAGAACUUGGGUGUUUGAUCCGAUUGAUGGGACGAAGACGUAUCUACUCGGUCAGCUUUAUGCUAUCAAUAUGGCUUUGCUUGUGGAUGGUGAACAGACUGUUGGGAUCGUUGGUGCACCAAAUUUGUCAAUUGAUGCAAAGGCGCCUCUCAAGAACGAAGACAUUGAUCCCACUGGCGAAGGAUGCAUUUUCUUCGCUGUCAAAGGUCACGGCGCUUACAUACGCCCCCUGCGAUUUGACCAACCCAGGACACUCCCACUCUACAGCAACAAAGACAUCAGCUUCGUCACCAGCUCAACAGUCGACUCCGCCCUCUCCGGCAUUCACGAAAUCGUCGCCUCGCGUCUCAGCACUGCUUAUCCAGGAAACGACCUCCUCCCUUGGGUUCUUCGCUGGGCUGUUCUCGCAAUGGGUCUCGGCAACACGACAGUCUGGGUUUACAAGCGCCGAGAUCGAUACGCUAAAGCUUGGGAUCAUGCAGGUGCCAUGUUACUCUUUGAAGAGACUGGUGGAAAGAUCACAGAUGUUCAUGGGAAGAAGAUUGACUUGACGGCUGGGAGGAAGAUGAGUGCGAACUUUGGGUUUGUUGCAGCAAGGGAGGACCAUGCGGGGGUUUUGGAGGCUGUGAGGGAGGUGUUGGUCGAGCAGGGAAAGGAAGAGUUUUUGAAGUGA